This is a messenger RNA of Trichoderma asperellum CBS 433.97, 1008 nucleotides long. RefSeq lists its product as uncharacterized. NCBI's taxonomy places the organism in Eukaryota, Fungi, Ascomycota, Sordariomycetes, Hypocreales, Hypocreaceae. Gene Ontology annotation, biological process: glucan catabolic process. Gene Ontology annotation, molecular function: hydrolase activity, hydrolyzing O-glycosyl compounds. The record is from RefSeq and is a predicted model, not a curated record.
AUGUAUACUUCUACGGGUAUCACCUUUUCUCUCGGCGCACUCCUCGCCACUGGAGCCGCCAACGCCCAGUACAGCUUGAGUGUCACCUACGACGCCAGCAAUUUCUUUUCCAGCUUUGACUUCUUCACCGACUCGGACCCAACAAAUGGGUUUGUUCAGUAUGUUGAUGGCAACACAGCCAACUCCCUCAACCUUACUUCAACCUUGACGGGAUCGAUAAUUAUGGGUGUCGACUCGACGGAAUUAAACCCGGCCAACGGCCGCAAGUCAGUCCGCGUGACAUCGCAGCAAUCUUUCAACCAUGGCCUAUUUAUCGCCGAUAUUGCUCACAUGCCAGGUAGCAUCUGCGGAGCCUGGCCCGCCUUCUGGAUGGUUGGCCCUAACUGGCCAAACGCGGGCGAAAUAGACAUCAUCGAAGGCGUUAAUACCCAGACGUCUGAUUCCAUUACUCUGCAUACUUCUGCUGGCUUCUCUGUCAGCAACGAUGGAUCCAGCUCGGGUACUCAACUGCUCGGCAGCGAUUGUGAGGGCAACUCUGGAUGUAGCCAGACUACCUCGGACAAUCAAAAUUACGGAGAUGGAUUCAAUGCCAUCAAUGGAGGCGUUUACGCUACUGAGUGGACAUCCGACCACAUUGCUGUCUGGUUCUUUCCCCGGACUAAUAUUCCCUCUGAUAUCAGUGGCGGGAACCCCAAUCCUAGCGGAUGGGGCAGUCCUUUGGCACAGUUCAAUCCUACCGACGGCAGCAGCAUUGAUGACCACUUCCAGAACAACCAGCUUGUCUUUGACACUACCUUUUGCGGCGACUGGGCUGGCUCUUCCAAUGUUUGGAACUCUAACUCUGAAUGCUCUGCCUUGGCCAGCACGUGCCAGGAGUACGUCUCUAACAACCCUGCGGCCUUUGUGGAUGCUUUCUGGAGUGUCAACUCUAUCAAAGUCUAUGACCAGGCUUCCAACGCUACUGUCAAGGCUACUGGCCCAAGGAGAUCUGUUAAAUUCAGGGCUUAA